Stegastes partitus (bicolor damselfish) is the source of this 9356-nucleotide messenger RNA. It is a transcript of the gene akap11, whose product is annotated as A kinase (PRKA) anchor protein 11. The record is from RefSeq and is a predicted model, not a curated record. The transcript is spliced from 12 exons. Bases 97 to 5742 code for a protein of 1881 amino acids. Lineage: Eukaryota; Metazoa; Chordata; Actinopteri; Pomacentridae. Gene Ontology annotation, biological process: intracellular protein localization. Gene Ontology annotation, cellular component: cytoplasm. Gene Ontology annotation, molecular function: protein kinase A binding.
GACACAGCGGCUACCGUCAGCGCUGCUGGAGUCCGACACUGAGCGCUGAGGUGAGCCGCCCGUCAUCCAUCCAGCCACGUGCAGCUCUGCGUUGUUAUGGAUGCCUGCGCUCGCAUCAGAGGAGUCCCGAUAAGGUCCAGGGCCUCCGUCCGGAAAGAGACUGUGCGUGACAGCGGAGCUCAGUCGGUGAAGAGCCUCUUUCGGAAUAAAAAGGAGCUAUGCAGCGUUGGUCUGGAGCUGCCGACCAGAGACGCCACAAGACUGACAGAGAUUCAUUUUGUGUGUCUGCCUGCUCAGUGUGAAGGAGAAGAUGUCACACAGCAGGCUCUGUCGUCUCUGCCGGCAGGGCUCUGCGAGCUCCUCCGGUCGCUCCACGUUCACAGCCUCAAGAACGACGAGGUCCUGCUGCUCAAAGACUCCCGCAGGCUGACGGAGCACAAGGACGCCGGGCCUCAGUGCUGGUUAAAGGCCGUGUGUGUGCUGAGACAUAAUCCCAGUGCCAGCGUCUACCCUCAGGCCAGCGUGGCGUCUUUGGUGGGCCUGCUGGGCUGCUACAUGGCCGGAGUCCGCUAUGCCCUGGAGCUCCAGGCUCUUCAGAGGGGCAGCGCCGAGCCCAGCCAGCCGGAGGAGGACGACACCAACCAGUCGGUGUCGUCGAUCGAGGACGACUUUGUCACGGCACUCGAGCAUCUGGAGGAGGAGGACACUGGAGACAAUCCUGCUGCAGCUCCAUUUUGCCAUUUUAAAAAGCGUGAUGUGGCAUCACAGACGGUCCCAGCCCACAAGAGAAAAAAGGAACUAUCAGGCUCCCGUGUUAUUAUCAGCUCAUCCUCAAAGAAGAAUUCAGCCAAACACAGGUCAGGUCCAGAUGUGUCGGUUACGGUGCAGAGGUCUUCAGGCGUGGAGUCUCAGUGGACUUACUGCAGUCCUGGAGCUCGUCUCCCCUCACCGCUGAUUCAUGUCAGUGAAUCGGAGGAGUCAGACUGUUCCAGCCCCAGCCCAAUCAUUUUCCUGGACGAAGUGGGCUACCAGAAAAGCCUGCUAGCCAAGCUGGACAUCCCCCAGGUACCUGGGGGGCCCAGAGAGCGAGUUGAAGACUCAGACUCUGAAGUCAGCGAGUUCUUUGACAGCUUUGACCAGUUUGACGAUCUGGAUGAGCUGAGCUCGGAGAGCUGCACUCUCACGCUGCCUCUGGACGCCAUCAGUGCCCCAACAGUACACAAAAAGUCUGAAUCUGGAACCAGUGGGGCAGUGUCCAAAUAUGUUUCUAGGGGAUGCUCUACCAAGGGAAUGAACCCUCACCGCUUCGACCAGCCCACUCUCCCUGCCAAUGUGAAAAAACCCACUCCUCUGAAACCAGGCUCUCCUUACUCACUUCACUCAGAGGUGCCUGACUCUCCUCGACCAGUGCAGACCCCCUCUGAAGAGAACGGCGGUCCACUCUUCAGUCCUGUCAGCUCCUCAGCUUUUAGUCCUUUGGUGGACUCUAAUGGACCCCUGGAAUACUUCUGGAAGACAGACGAGGAUGAACAGGACAGCUCGGAGCUCCGUAAACCACAGGAUCUCUGCUCACUGUAUAAGACCUACUCUGACUUUGCCAGCAGUCUGUCCAAAGAAAUUCUGGGAUCGGUGUGUGGAUAUCAGUCUGCUGUCGACAUCAGUGACAACAAGAACCUCAGCUGUGUCUGCCACAAGGAGUUUAAGAACCCUUCAGGCUACCUGAUGAAGCUCUCAGACAUACAGGAGACUGUAACAGUAGCCAAGCUGCAGAAGAAGUCCCAGUCUCUGAAAGACGGCAUUCAGAGAUUUGCCACUGACCUGGUGGAGAUGAGCUUGGGUAGCGCCCUGCGAGACCUCCAGAAAGGCGUAUCCACCUGCACUACUACCCUGUGUCACCUUGCUGCCAGACUGACCUCCUCAGUGUUUCAGAUGGCCUUCCAUGAGAUUGGCAUGCGGCAUGCUUAUGUGUUAAAGGAACGUGCGAUCAAUGGAUUAGCUGGUUUCCUAGUUGGAGAGGCCGUGUCUGGGGCACUGAAGGAGUUCCUGACAGUGAAGAAGCAGAUUUUCCACAGUACAGUGACACGUUUCGCUGCUGAUCUGGCUGAAGAACUGGUGUUUGAAGGCAUAAUGGAAGUAUGUCAGUUUUCCCACCCUUCAACUCCACUUACACCUAGCGAUUGGUCUUUUGGCCACGGGCAGGAGGAAGAAGAAGAGGAGGAGGAGGUGGUUUCUUCCUAUGCUUCAGAUUUGUCUGAGUCAGUAAUCCAGGAAGCCUUCAUUGAGCUGUCUCAGGCUGAUGUUGCCUUCACAAGCCAAGCAGCAAUCAGUGUGUCCUUGGACAACAUCUGUUACGUCAGUGCAGAAAAUACCAGUACUCAUACCUGCAGUACCUUUGCUAACCAGCAGGUUUUAAGUUCCAGCUCCACUGCAGCAUUGCCUGGGCCCUCAGGAGAGGAUGCUACUUGCACUGUGAAGAAAGCCUUGUUCACUGUAUCCGGCAUGGCCAGCUGUAUCCCUGUCCCCCAGGCAGGCCACGCCCUCUCCCACCUCCAGGAUUCAGAAGAGACCUCUCAGCAGAAGUCUAGCUUGACAAAUAGCCCACAGUCCAGCCCCAAACGAGUACCUGUGUCAUCCUGUGACACCACCACAUCUGCACAAACUCACCUUUACAGUCAUGGAACCCAGACCUCUACAAAUGUAGGUGACCCCUCCCAAGGGAAGUCUCCUUUCCAAAACUUCUCUGGCAACAUGGUGGAUAUGAUCGUAACUGAGGCAUGUGAGCUGAUAACUGCCUCAAAGAUGAAGAAGAGUUUUGGUGACUGUGCUGAUUUUCUCACAAAGACAAUCGGAAACCGAAGGGACUCUUCCUCAAAGCUGGAGACCCCAGAUUCCCCUUUAAAGCAGGGAGUUGGCAGGGAGAGUUUCAGAUAUGACCACAGAGAUUCUGGGUGUAUUCGGCAGGGCGGAUCAGUUGAGCAAGCAGCAGAGCUUCCUCCCAUUUCCUUCCAGACAGGCUCUGCAGGCCUGGGAAGAGUCCAGUAUGAUGCCAGGAACAGAGGUGUAACUGAAACACAUCCUGCAAUGAUGGACACUCUGGAUGUGCCAGGUACAGAGAUGGGAGGACAGAGGAGGAUAUCUGCUCCCGUGGAUGACUCCGCUCCAAGCUCCGGUCAAAAAUCCGGCGGGACUCCUGGCACUCCUCCAUCCACCCCUCAGCAGCCCAGUGAGGUUUCCAAAGAGAAGCAGAUAAAACAGUUCUCCAAGAAGCUGAAAAGCAAACUGGCGAAAGAGUUCUCUCCUGCAACGCCACCUCCAACCCCUCACUAUCAGCCCGAGCCCGGCCCUGGUCCAAAAGAUGCCAUCCCCGAGGCGGACAAAGCGGAGUUUAUGCUGAAACUGAUGCGGUCUCUUUCUGAGGAGGCAGAUGGCAAUGAGGAUGAAGAGGAGGAAGAAGCAGCAGAGGAAGGCGGCAUUGGUGGCACUAACAGAUGUGUAGAGACUGGCGGCGGACAGCCGGUGUCUUCUCGCAAGGUGUUCAACAAGGAAGCUCUCCAUUACGCCGAGCGACUGGCGUGCCACAUAGUUUCCAUGGCAACUGAGAUGGACACCCUGGGAGUGGCAGAAGAAGGAGAGGCGAGGAAAGGUGGUGAGAGGCGGAGGGACAGCGUGGCACAGUUCUCAGAGCAUACUCUGAACACAUUGUGGGUGUACGCCGGGGAGGUGGCUGGAGAGGUGAUUAAUGAUGUGAAAAGGAUGGUGAGCUCUGGGCAGCAGUGUCCGUACCACAGAUCUCUCAGGAGGAGAAGCCUGGAGAGGACCAGCUCUGAAUGUUUGCAUCACCACCACCGACCCCUGUCUCAGCCCAGUACAGACCAGAGCAAAGACAGAAGGUUAGGGAGGCUGGCUGAGCAGUGGUCAAAUGACCUGAUCGCAUCAGUGUCCCGGUCUCCGCCCUCCACUUCCAUCUCCAGCUCCAGCUCCGGUCUGUCCUCUGAGUAUCCCAGCUGUGAGAGCGUGACUGAUGAAUAUGCCGGCUACCUGAUCAGGGUGCUGAAAAAGGAAGGCGGCAGCAGGGAGUUAGUCUUGGACCAGUAUGCGAGCCGUUUGGCGUAUCGCUCUAUAAAACUCGGCUUAGCUCACGCCAGUCGAAAGAUCAAGCAAAGAUCCUCGAGCACUCGCCUUCAAUCCUCUAAGUCACUGCCAGAUGAGUGGAAAACUUCUGGCAGUGAGGCCUCAUCACCCAAAGACAGAGCAGACCCAGGCGAGGAGACUCAAUGCUGCUGCAGGGACUCUGAGGAGCAGAACAGGAGGGAGUACAUGGAUCUGGUCAGUUUUGCAGAAUCUUUAGCUUACAACAUCACCUGCGACGUCACACGCAAACUGCAUCUUUCCUCCGUGCGACUGCCAAAGUCUCUCACCGACUCCUGUCUUUAUAAGAAGUCCAGACUUGAAGACAUGACAGAGAAUCUCAUCAGAAAUUCCUUCUCUUGCCCCCUUUUGUCCAAGGAGGGUAAGAGCAGACACUACCACAGCACAGGAAGCCUGUACGACAGUGGUUACAACAGCAGGGUGAUGCAAGUCAUCGAGCAUUACGCCAGGAAGAUAGUGGACGACACGCUUAAGAUGAGCCUGGCAUCGGUUGGACAUUCGUCCCAGGAUCACCAGAGAACCCAAGGCCACGACAGACACUACCACACCCAGAGGCUGUCUGAGGGCCCCGGGCUGGUCCGGGCACUGGGGGAGAGGACGUGCCGGUACUGUCAGGUCCAGGAGUGUCCGUUCUAUACCAAACUAAGCCGGCACCACUACCAGCCAGUGUUACAGAGCAGGAAAAGGGGGGCAGAGUGUCAGGCAAGGACUGAGCGGCUCUCUGGUCUGGAGAUUCCCAAGAUUCACAUCGAUCUGGACCACAGGGCAGCAUUUGCAGAGGAGAUGGUAACCAUGGCGAUGGAGACAGCGAAACGUGAGCUGAGUAACACCAGCCUUAACGCCGACAGUGGCAUCGGCCAUGAUGGCACCAGUUACGCUGAGAGUCUGACUGCUGAGAUCAUGACAUCAGCGCUGUCCAACAUCUGCCAGGCUGCUGUCAGUUCUCCAGGCAGGGAAGCCACCGAAUCCACUGUGUCCCAGCAGCUGAGUGUCGGAGACGAUAGUCUUGGCAGCUGGUCCAACCUGAGUUUUGAAGACGAGCAUCUGGAUGACAACAGCAGCUUCCUCCACCUGAGUGACAGCAGCAAUGGGAACAGCAGCAGCUGGAGCAGUCUGGGCCUGGAGGGGGAGGCGGGUGAGGAGCGCAUGUCAUUCUCCCCAUCUGACAGUGACAACACAGAGGACAAGGAGACUGAGGUCAAAGAGGAAUCCAGUGGGACGCUCUGUGUGGACAGGACUCAAACUCCGGCUCCCAGGACGGUGCUGGUCGUGGUGAGCUCAGACCUCAGGGAGCCCGGACGUGGCCCCCAGCAGGACCCCCAGCUCAGGAGCAUGCUGCAGUGGGCGGCUGCCUCCAUGGCCGACAUCCCUCACAUCCAGCUGGGUUUGGACAGAGAGCUGCAGCAGCUCCCAGCGGUGGUCCAGAGGCUUCGAGAGAGGAGGUGGAGGGUUGGAGAGCUGCUGCACACGCUGCUGCGCUACUGUGAAGAGAGCCAGACACACAGCCAGCCUCAACCCAGAGAGGAGGCACCGCAGGCGGGCAGAGAACCUCACCAUGCCCCCCUCUUCCAGUGGCUCCUGGAGCACGCCUAGGGCCUCUCCUCUUUUCUCCCCCCCUUCCCCCCUUCAGUUCCACACAGGGCUUUGCUAACUCCACGGCCCCUAGAGGGCGCCACACAAAUCAGCUCAUGAAUGUGGGCGGCGUGUGUUCUGCAUUGCAUGCUGUGACCAAGAAGUACUUCUGUUGUAUCCUAUUUUUCUUUCCACUUUCUGUUUUGCUGCAGUUUUUUUUCUCACUUAUCGGACCACAUAUAUCACACGUGUUGAUUUAGUGAGCUGUCUCCUGCACCCACCUACACUUGUCAGUCGAAAGGCCUCACACCUUGCUGCCGCUCUGCUCGAGCUAGAGAAAGAAAAAGAGAGAGAAGAGAGAGAGAGAGAGACCCAGCCCAUGUGUUUCCAGACAGAAAUGCAGCGAGUUGAGAGAAUGUGUUUUCUGUUAGGGAAUCCCCACAGCUGCUGGGCGGGUGAUGUCAUCACACCCACAGCUCACCUCUGUGGUGGUGUUCCCACAUGUUCAGAGACCAACACACACACAUCACACCACACCCUUUCAUUGUGUUAUCACAUCCAAUCCAAGAUACACCGACACAGUUAUUCCCCCCCCAUAGUAUUCUAUUACUGUAUUAAUCCACUCAGUUACCGCGCUUCAGUCGAGGGUUUCUCACCGAAUGCUGAUACAGUUUGAUCAGUAUGCUGACAUACAGUGAGUACACCCCUGCGAAAUAGCACUUAAUUAUCUAAUGAGUCUAAAUUGUAAUGGCAUCAUUUUAAAGGUGGUAUUUUCUCCUGUGAAAAAUUAAAAACAGGCCCCACAGAAGGACUUAAUCCUCCUCAGCAUGGCAGGAGGUGCCAUUUAUUAGAGACUAUUUUUGGGAGUGUUUAUUGCUGGAGGGUUUGUGUUGCUCCACCUUUCUCUUUAAAAUACCCCAAAUGUGUUCUAUUGAAUUCAACUGAGGUCAUAGUGUUCACUUUUUCCUUCUUUAGAAACUCUUGUGUGCUUGUGCUUUGGAUGGUUAUCAUGCUGGAAUAUUCCUCUUCUGCGAAACUUCUGCAGACUUGCAGUCAUCUUGUCAGACACUGUUUUGGUAUAUUUACAGACGCUCGUGCUCUAUCUGUAAAUUUCAUCUCCCCAACAACUUUUGCACCCCUGCAGCCCCAUAUCAUGACACUCCGACGUCUGUGUUUCACUGUCAGGACGAUGCAUUCACUGUGGUAGUCUUGACCAAAUCCACACAUUACAUGCUGGAUUCCAUCUGAGCUCAACAAAUGUAUCUUGGUCUCAUCUGAUCAAACAAUGUGCUCCAAAUAUUCAGCAGGCUUCCUGUUGUGUUCUUUAGAAAGGUUUUAUUCUGCAGUGUAGUGCCAACCUGCAAGCAAGGGUGUUUGUCUUGGACACUGUCACAUUAUAAACUGUCCUUCACACUGUCUGAGCUGUUACAGAAUCUCUCAUUUCCAUUGAUACCCCCCGUGUCAAGUCAGAAGCAGCUGUUGUCUGGUUUUCACAGCUGGAUUGUGAAAGUAGUGCAGUGUCUUGUGGAGUCAUUGUUGGAGGAUGACCACUGGAGCCCUGAUUAGUGGUAUAAUGGCUCCUUCUGUACCCCCUGAUUACUGUGUUACCACUGAUUUCUAGUAGAUCUUCCUGUGUUCUUUUCAGGUAUUUGUUUUUGAUUUUUCUUUCGAGGAAAUUCCCCAGUUACUACAUUUGGAAUCGUUUUGGCAUUUAGAUCCGCUUGCACAGAGGUGGACUUACUUUCGUAGCGGAGAUUGACAAGACUUUGUUGAAGUUUUAAAACCAUAUCUUUGGUCAUUUUGCGUUGAUGAAUGGGCCGCUCGCCUGGCUGCAGAUUGAUUAAAAAAGAUGAUGAAGUUGCCUCUUGAGAGUGUUCCUGUUUUAUCUAAUACUGUAACACUGCUUGCCUAGCAACAAUCUCCUUCGUUGUCAAACUUAGUAAAAUAUUUAGAGUGGAUAAUGUUUACUAGGGCGGUCGGUAUUUUAAGAAAAUGUAUAUUUUUUUUGAAGGUAGAAUAUCUAAUCAAACAUGAAAUGCUGCUCAAAGUGAUGAAAAGAAACAGUGAUGUUGGCUCAAUGCUGCCAUAUGUAGCUCAUACGGUGACUGUGCCCCCUUUUCUGCCCUGCAGUCGGUAGUAAUGGUAUGAUGUGCCGGUCAUCCGUCUCGGUGGCCCACGUCCAGCCGGGGGAAGAUCCAGUGACGCAGAUAGCGGAUCAUUUAGUAAUUAAAGACACCGGUCCGGUCUGCACCUCCGAAACCACAAACUAGCAGCAUCUGCAUAGCUCAGGCCUGGACUCACACAUAUUCAGUCGCCCACGCUCCACAGUCACCUUGUGGAAUCAAGGAGUCUGAACACCACAACUUCCGCUCAGUAACCCCCCCCCGCAGUCUCACACACACCCUCAUUACUCACCAGCCUCCUUUGUGUACACGCACAGCACUACCAGCUACUUGCUGAGAUGCACUUUUUUUAUUUUUAUGUUUUUGUGUGCGUUUUUUUUUUUUUUUUAUUCGGCCGAGGAGAGACUGGGCAUUUCCAGCGCUGCCCUCAGACCUCUCCUAGCUCGGACGCUCCGCUCUGCCUACAAUCCCUCCCCCCAAAUUACUGGGAGACAUUUGUGUUUAUUUAUUGUUUAUGGGUUGUUUUUUUUCUUUACAAUGAGGGACCGAAGGAUGACGUGAUGCCGCGAGGUCCUCCGAUUGAAAAACGCUGUAAUAUACCACGACCUCACAUCUAUUAUUAUAAACUAAGUGUUGUUGGUUGGUGUUUUCGCCUGCAUGGCUCAAUCUGACUUUUGAAGCAUUAUUCUUCUUCUUCUUCUUCAUGUGCUGGCCGACACUAAUUGAGCCGCAGUAACGCUACAGGCCUCUGCAGAUGCCUUUUGUUUGUUGAUGCUUAAUCUCUAGGCUGCCAAAUGGUCAUAUAAUCUUAAAGGUGUUUUUUGUCCUGUAUGAUUUGUUUACACACGAAAAUGAAUAUUUAUGAAGAAAAAUCCAACCUGUUAUGAAAAGAAAUGAAGUUACGGUGAAGUAUUAACCUGAGAGAGCGCUUAUAUAUCGGUUUACAUUAAAGGAAUGUAUUAAUGGACAGAAGCGCAUCAGUGUACAAACUCUCUCCCGGUGUGAAUGUCUAGUUGUUCCAGCAGGACUUUCCCAGUUUUUUUUUUGUUUUUUUUCCCAGCACCUUGCCCCCUUUUCUUCUAUUUUCUUGAUCUACUUUACAUUCCUGUGCAUCCCACAUGACUUAUAGCGCUUUGUUGUGUUUGUGAAAGCUGAAUGUGAACCUGCCAAGACUCCAUUUUAGAUGCAGACACUGUAAAUCUGUUUUUGCUACUGUUGUUCCCAGUGUUACUUUCUGCCUCUCAGACAGGACGUUUGAAAAGAAAAGAGAAAAAAAAAAGAAAGAACAGUAAAAAAGAGAUUCCUCCUCUCCUGUAUUUUUCCUGCUUCCUUGUAAAAUCCUGCCAAAUAAAGAUAUUUAAUAAAUUAUAAUAUAAGUUAUAUAACUGAGUUCACUACUUGUUCUCCCUCGUGGCAUUGCUGAAUAGUUUACACAUUCUAAGCUUGAAGUCAGAAACUAAAUUUGUUUAUGUCAAAGCUUGGUGUGACAAUAAAGCUUUUUCAUGUGCGCUA